Grosmannia clavigera kw1407 is the source of this 375-nucleotide messenger RNA. RefSeq lists its product as uncharacterized. The record is from RefSeq and is a predicted model, not a curated record. The transcript is spliced from 3 exons. NCBI's taxonomy places the organism in Eukaryota, Fungi, Ascomycota, Sordariomycetes, Ophiostomatales, Ophiostomataceae. The coding region runs from base 1 to 375 and encodes 124 amino acids.
AUGUCGUUCAUCGCCCGCCGCGCUUUUUCGACGUCCGUCCGUCGGCUGUCCUCGGACGAGGCCCUGAAGAAGGAUGCCAGGCGCAACCCCGAGCUGCUGAUUCUCGGCGGCGUCAUGGUUGCCGUGCUCGGCGGUGCCGGCUUCUACUUUGGCCGCUCACCCACUCAGGCCACGGCCGAGACCCCCGUGCUCAAGGCCGGCAUGCCGUGGGAAACCGGCUCCACCGGCAGCAAGUACCGCUACCACCCCGGCGGUGACGCCGGCGCAGACCCCAAGGACGCCCCGAGCGCCGUCAACGUCGUGAUCGUUCCGGAUGUCAACCUGCCCAAGAGCCUGCACGACAAGUACAACAAGUGGGGCAAGGACGGCUAUUAA